Parnassius apollo (apollo) is the source of this 1227-nucleotide messenger RNA. Lineage: Eukaryota; Metazoa; Arthropoda; Insecta; Lepidoptera; Papilionidae. The record is from the annotation of a GenBank genome assembly.
AUGUCUUUGAAAAGCUUUGAAAAUAAUUUUGAGAAUUUCUCUGAUGAAGUUAUCCGUGAGCAUCUCAAUGAUCGACAAAACGGGAUCUCCAAGAGGUAUAUCGAAGUGUUGCAAAAUUUUAUAAAGGAGAAGUUAAAUCUUCUGACAUCAAAAAUGCAACUGGAUAUUUUUAAUAAUGGCACAGUGUACACAGGUUCAGCAGGCUUGGGGCUGUACUACUUUAUGCGCCAUAUAAAGAAGAAUAAACCAGAAAAUGGAGAUUUAAAGAUUGUAUUGGAGUAUUUAGAUUUGAAAAAUCUGAAAGGACGACGCAUCAGCUUUCUUUGUGGAGACGCCGGACCACUUGCGCUAGCAACCAUUGUUUCAUACAAGUUGGGCACUAGUCGCCCAGCGAACCUUCCUGAUUACAAAGCAUUCGCACAAAGGUUACUGGAUCUCAUUUCAUUGCUUAAAGAGUCACCAGAUGAACUUCUUUAUGGAGGAGCCGGAUAUCUUUACGCUCUGUUAUUUGUAAACAAAUAUAUUCGUGAAACCGAUGUCAUACCUUCCCUACCGAAACACAUAGAAAAGGUAAUAGCUUCUAUAAUACAAUCUGGAAAAUUAUUUUCCGCCAAAUCUAAGUCUGAUAGUCCGCUUUUGUGGCAAUGGCAUGACAAAAUUUAUUUGGGCGCAGCACACGGCGUUGCAGGAAUAUUGUAUAUAUUGCUGCAGGCUCAUUCAUACAUAAAUCAUCAAGACAUGCAUACAUUUAUCAAACCUACUCUGGAUUGGUUGGCACUACAGCAGUUUCCUAGUGGGAAUUUCCCAUCUUCGCUUGGCAGCAGUUCUGGAGAUAGAUUGGUGCAAUGGUGCCAUGGCGCACCGGGUUUUGUACCCUUAUUUCUUCUAGCUUAUCAGAUUUUCAAAGAAGAGGCAUAUUUAAAAAUAGCGCUACGGUGUGGUGAAGUCAUUUGGCAACGUGGUUUGUGUACUAAAGGCUACAGUAUUUGUCAUGGAGUUAGUGGAAACGCAUACUCUUUCCUGUAUUUAUAUCAAACGACUAAGGAUCCCCUACAUUUGUACCGAGCCUGUCGUUUCAUGGAAUGGUGCGUAGCGGAAAAGGACGGUACCGAGCUUCAUACACCAGAUAGACCAGCAUCAUUGUUUGAGGGUCUACUUGGUCGGUUGUAUUUAGCAGAAGAUAUUAUUCGCCCCGAUGACGCCAAGUUCCCCGCUUUUACAUUGUAG